Nothoprocta perdicaria is the source of this 3153-nucleotide messenger RNA. RefSeq names its product protein FAM178B-like. NCBI's taxonomy places the organism in Eukaryota, Metazoa, Chordata, Aves, Tinamiformes, Tinamidae. The coding region runs from base 1 to 3153 and encodes 1050 amino acids. The record is from RefSeq and is a predicted model, not a curated record. The transcript has 20 exons. Gene Ontology annotation, molecular function: protein binding.
AUGGCGGCGGGGGGGGGCGGCCCGCUGCGCUGGUACCAGAUCCCGCUGUCGUCGGCGCGCGCGCCGCCGCGCACCGGCCUGUUCAGCCCGCGCUUCCAGGCGGGGCUGGAGCGCUACCAGCAGCUGCGCGCGCACAAGCAGCUCCGCGUGGGCCGCCCCUUCGGCGAGCCGCAGGAGCAGCCCCCGGAUCCGCUGGCCCGUGGUCCGGAUCCGCUGGCCCACGGUCUGAAUCCGCAGGAGCAGCGCUCGGAUCUGCUGGCCCAUGGUCCAAAUCCGCUGGCCCACAGUCCGGAUCCGCUGGCCUGUGGUCCUGAUCCGCUGGCCCAUGGUCCAGAUCUGCAGGAGCAGCGCCUGGAUCCGCUGGCCCAUGGUCUGAAUCCACAGGAGCAGCGCUCAGAUCCACUGGCCUAUGGUCCGGAUCCGCUGGCCUGUGGUCCUGAUCCGCUGGCCCAUGGUCCGGAUCGACAGGAGCAGUGCCCAGCUCGGCUGGCCCAUGGUCCAGCUCCGCUGGCCCACAGCCCAGAUCUGGCCAGUGGGUCAGAUCUGCCGGCCCAUGGUCCGGAUCCACUAGCCAAUGGCCUGGACCCACUAGCAGACAGCACAGAUCCAACACCCACUGGCCCAGAUCUGCUAGCCAACAGCUGGGAUUCGCUAGCCAGUGGCCCGGAUCCAGUAGCUGAUGGCCUGGACUCACUAGCCAGUGGGCUGGAGCUACUGGCCAGCAGUCCAGAUUCGCUAGCCAGUGGAGAAUACUCAGUAGCCAGUGGUGCAGAUCCACUAGCCAGUGGCCUGGAUCUGCCAGCCAAUGGCCUGGAUCCACUAGCCAGUGGCCUGGCCACUAGCCCUGGUGCGCUGGCCCGCAGCCCGCCGGUGCUCCCCAGCGGUGCGGAGUCCCUUGGGAGCAGCCCGGAGGCAGCGGGCGCCCUCGUGGCUGAGCCGGGCGGCAGCCUGGGGGCAGGAGGCGCCGCGGCCGCGCCGGCCAACAGCCUGGAGCUGCUGCUCGCCGAGCGCAGGGGGCAGCGCGAGGCCGCCGCGCUGCCCGCCAGCCCCAACUGGGCCAGCGCGGAGGAGAGCAGCAGCUCGGCGGGCUCGGCGGCCGAGGACGUGCCGCUGGCCGAGGAGCACAGGCUCUUCCUCGCCCGCUUCGCCGCGCAGCCGGGGCUGCUGCCGCGCGUGCACCCCGGCGAGCCCGUGUUCUGCGCGUGCCCGCUGCCCGCGCCCACGCUCGACGCCCGCGGCCUGCGCCCACAGAGCGCCCUGGAGCGCCUCUUCCUGCACGCGUCGCCCGCGCGCCAGGCUGCCCUGGUGCGCGAGGGCCACCUGAGCCUGCUGUACCGCUGCGUGCCCGCCUGCCCGCCGCCCGUGCUGCGCUGGCUGUUCCAGAUGACGGCCGUGAGCCCGGACACGGCACACGCUGCGCGGGCGCUCUGGGACAUCAACGUGCACCGGCUGCGCGGCGCGGGGCAGCCCUGGUGCCCCACGGUGCCCGAGAUCGGGCAGGCGUUCUGCCGCCUGGGCGCCGACCUGGGCGCCCUGCACCGCCAGGGGCUGCUGCCGCUGGAGCUGUGUCCCGCCGCACACAGGCCCUCAGAGCGGGCGGCCACCGCCAGCGCCCCGGUCCUGGCCACGCAGCUCGGGGACAUCUGCAAGCUGCUGGCGCUGUGCGUGGUGGUGCAGCCGGGCUGCUACCCGGACCGUGCGCGCCUGGCGCUGCUCACCCUGCUCUGCUUCGUGGCGCUGGACCGCGCGCUGCGCUGCCAGCCUCUGCCCGACCUGCAGCACCUACUGCACUGCCUGCUCGAGGGCAUCAGCGACUGGCAGCAGCAGCUGCCCGAUCUGUGCCUGGCCCUGUGCCAGCUCUCCCAGCACCACCACAACCUGGUGGCCGUGGUGCGCCUGCUGCCCGACAUCAGCGACAGGGGCAGGGAGCUGCGGCGCCGGCUGAGCCUGUGCGCGAUGGCCCUCGUGGUGCUCGCCAGCGCCGCCGUGGGCGCCGAGCGCCCGUCCCCAGAGCAGCGCGUGAGUGCGGCGGGGGGCGCGGGACGGGGCGCCCGGCGCCCGUGGGACCCGCGCCCACCACCCCGCGCCGCCCAGGGCCUCCUGCAGCAGCUGUGCGCGCAGCUGGACCGGCAGCUGGGCGCCGGGCUGCGCGAGGGCGCCGGCCUCCUCUUCCGCACGCAGCUCAAGGUCCUGGCCGCGCUCACCUAUGUCAAGUGGCAGGAGCUGCUGGCCGCCGCCGCGCCGGGCGCCUCGUGGAGCGCCGUGCCCCGGCAGACCGUCCCCUACGCGGAGCUGCGCGACGCGGCCAAGCGCUUCUCGCGCGGGGGCGUCUCGCACUACGUGACACUGACACUCGAUGAGGCCGAGGCCCUGCUCUACGUGGGCGCCCGCGAGGCCCUCUUCGCCCUGGCCACCGGCACCGUGGAGCUCAAGGGGACGAUCUCCUGGGAGGCGCCGCUGGACAAGAAAGCCGAGUGCAUCCAAAAGGGGAAGAACAACCAGACCGACUGCUUCAACUACGUGCGCUUCCUGCAGAGCUACAACAGCUCCCACCUGUACGCGUGCGGCACCUACGCCUUCCAGCCCAAGUGCGCCUAUAUCGAGCUUUCCGGCUUCACCCUGGACCGAGUGGCUUUCGAGGAUGGCAAAGGGAAGUGUCCCUACGACCCCACCAAGGGCCACACGGGCCUCAUCGUGGACGGCGAGCUCUACUCGGCCACCUUCAACAACUUCCUGGGCACGGAGCCCGUCAUCCUGCGCAACCUGGGCCCUCACUACUCCAUGAAGACCGAGUACCUGACAUCGUGGCUCAACGAGCCGCACUUCGUGGCCUCGGCCUACGUGCAGGAGAGCGCGGCCAGCAGCACGGGCGACGACGACAAGGUCUACUUCUUCUUCAGCGAGCGCGCCGUCGAGUACGACUGCUACGCGGAGCAGGUGGUGGCCCGCGUGGCGCGCGUGUGCAAGCCGCUGCACUCGCCCACGCGCAUCCACCUGGGCCCGCUGCGCGGCUCCGCGUCCAACGGCUACAUCCGGCUGGCGCUGGGCGCCGAGGAGCGCGCGCCGGGCGCCGAGCUGGCCGAGGAGCUGCGCCGCAAGCUGCAGCAGCGCCAGCCGCUGCCCGACUCCAACCCCGAGGAGUCGUCCGUGUGA